GGGUCAAUACUAGGCACAAAUGGUCCUUCAUUGUGGAGACAGACCCUUUUUGUUCCUCCUUUACCCCCCAACUUUGGGAGGGGUGCUAGCAGGCCUUCAAAGGCAAGAAGAAGAGAUCAAGAAGAGCCUACAAAGAAAGAGAAAAAGAGGAGAGGGAAACAACCAAUGAAAAUGAAGAGGCAACAGCCAACUGUGAGGUGCAAAAAGUGUGGCAUGGCUGGCCACAAUGCAAGGUCUUGUGAGAAAAGAAAGGAGAAAGAAAUGAACAUUCUAAGCCAAAACCAAAGUCAAGUAACUCAAGAAGUGGACAACUCUCCAUUGAAAAGGGCUUUUGAUACAAUUCUUGAAAGUAAAAGAGCAAAAGCUGCUGCUCACAGAGGUAAAAGGAAAAGGGCAAAGAAGGCCACAGUUGGGACAGAACAAUCCUCA
Molecule: messenger RNA, 429 nt
Organism: Striga asiatica
Lineage: Eukaryota; Viridiplantae; Streptophyta; Magnoliopsida; Lamiales; Orobanchaceae
Source: the annotation of a GenBank genome assembly